AUGUCGACCACGACAACAGUCACCACGACGGCGACCCAGCCCAUCACCGCCGAUGCCAUUCUCCGCCUGUUCCCCGACAUUGACACCACCUCCGAGGCGCUGUCCGGCCAUGACGAGGAGCAGAUUCGUCUGAUGGACGAGGUCUGUAUCGUCCUCGACGAGAACGACAUGCCCAUUGGCCAGGCCAGCAAGAAGCUCUGCCAUCUCAUGACCAACAUCGACAAGGGCCUCCUGCACCGCGCCUUUUCCGUUUUCCUCUUCAACGACCAGAACGAGCUCCUCCUCCAGCAGCGCGCCUCCGAAAAGAUCACCUUCCCUGACAUGUGGACAAACACCUGCUGCUCCCACCCGCUCGGCAUCCCCGGCGAGACGGGCUCCAACCUGCCCGACGCCGUCAUGGGCGUCAAGCGCGCCGCCCAGCGCAAGCUCGACCACGAGCUGGGCAUCAACGCUGAGCAGGUUCCCAUUGACAAGUUCCGCUUCCUCACCCGCAUUCACUACAAGGCGCCUAGCGAUGGCAAAUGGGGCGAGCAUGAGAUUGACUACAUCCUCUUCAUCAAGGCCAACGUCGACCUCAACCCCAGCCCCAAUGAGGUUCAGGCCACCCAAUACGUCAGCCCCGACCGUCUCAAGCAGCUGUUUGAGGACCCUAGCCUCAAGUUCACGCCCUGGUUCAAGCUCAUCUGCAAUUCUUUUCUCUUCGAGUGGUGGGCGCACCUCGACUCUGGCCUCGACAAGUACAUGAACGAGGAAAAGAUUCACAGAAUGUAG
Cordyceps fumosorosea ARSEF 2679 is the source of this 771-nucleotide messenger RNA. RefSeq names its product isopentenyl-diphosphate delta-isomerase. Gene Ontology annotation, cellular component: cytoplasm. Gene Ontology annotation, biological process: isopentenyl diphosphate biosynthetic process; isoprenoid biosynthetic process. The record is from RefSeq and is a predicted model, not a curated record. Bases 1 to 771 code for a protein of 256 amino acids. The transcript has 3 exons. NCBI's taxonomy places the organism in Eukaryota, Fungi, Ascomycota, Sordariomycetes, Hypocreales, Cordycipitaceae. Gene Ontology annotation, molecular function: isopentenyl-diphosphate delta-isomerase activity.